AUGACCAGCCAAGAGCCCGGGCUUCUUGCCCGCUUCAACCAUAUUGUCCAGGGUACACCGCCCACAUACACCUACACGACAGGUUCGGUGCAACGUGUCCGUGUCAUCGGCAUCCCAGGCUUCAUAUAUCCCCCCGAGACGGAAACCGACGAGGAGCGACUGCAGUUUGCGCGUCAGCAGAUCAUCGAAGCCUUUACCAACCCGGACAUGAUCGAAAACGUGUUUAAGACCGCCGACAGCGGGCGACUAACCAUCUUCAUGACAGGAGAGAAUGCCCUCUGUGGCCAGACUAUGGCCGAUGGCAAGACGUGGCAGUUUCCAGGGAAGAACACCAUCCCCCUCAGCUGGCAGCCGGCGAUCCGCGAAGUCCUCCUCGACUGUGCGCAGUACAUCGCCUCGUACACCAAAGAAACCAUCGGCUGCUCGAUGACGACGACAUACGAUCUCGGCGUCACUAAUGCGGCUGGAAAGAAAACCCUCUCGAAUACGGCGAUCCUGGUGUGUUCCGAGAACAACGAGGCGUGGUCAGUGGACAAGGGUAUCCCGAGCCAGAUUGACGGGUACGGUGACUGGGUGAUGGUGGAUACGACCGGCUCAGCACAGACCACCAAGGUGUUCUCGGUCAGUGACAUCCUCGGUGGCGGCGCGACCGACGCCAAUUCUGUCAUGCUCUCGAUCCGUAUCUGCUUGGACGCCACACAGGACACACCCUUCGACCAGGCAACCGAGCUGCGCCCUCCAGAUAUCGUUCUCUGUCCGGCGCUGGGCGCUCCAGCCCGAGAAAGCUGGUCCAACGGACUGAGUUCCGUCGUCAUGGUGUCCGACACAGCCGAUCAACACGUCACCCGGGUCAUGAGUGGUGGGACCGGCACGUGGCAAAAGGUCGAUGGAUUCGACGCCUUGAGCCACUACAGCUAUAUCGACACCCAGGCCGCAGGUCAGGCGUCACAGAUCCUGGGGGAGAACUUGUUGCAAAUUCAUGGGUUCGCGCAAGGGGCUCUGCUGGCGGAGACGUUCACCCGUGUUCCUGGUAGCCAGGUGAUCACCAUGGAAGACGAAGAAACUGGCGCCAAAACGACAGUGAUUGAAACCGCUACAGCUAGUAUCCCCGCGAGACCGGAGCUGCCUGCCACCGUUGCCAGCCUCAACAAUCUAAUGGGCGGGACGUCGUCGGUCAUCGAUGCUGAAGGAUUUGCGGACGGCGUAUGGGCCGACGAUCCGGACCAUGGCCUGCCACCCGAUGAACCCGUGGCUCCAGAGAGCAAAUUGAAUGAUCAGAACCUUGCGCUCAAGCUGAAUGGGCUGGAGCCAGCCCAGGCCAAGAUUCUCCAGGAGCGGAGCCCUGCCGUGAGAAGGAGGAGGCAGAGACUUCACUAUCAACCCGCCCAGCACUAUGUCCUUGGGUCGAGCGGUAUCGCCAGCCUCUCUCAGGAGCAGAAGGAUGAGCUGAACCAUCAUUUCCGCACGGGACCCUGCACCGUCUCCAUUCUGAACCCGACCAAUACCAAAACCAUCUCCGACGUUGAGGGACUUAUCGGAACUCGUCGUCUGAGCACAGUAUCGGGAGAAACAAUCAGCCGCAUAUCUUACUACCACUACGUGAAGCCCCAAAAUCCCUUCUACAAGGAGCGAGAUGUCAAACCGUAUAAAGGUACGGUGAUCUACACUGAUCGGUCGUACGCCACAGAUCCGAAGAGCCACGAAGCAGCGUUACGAGCAGAGAGAGAUCGUCUCCACAGAUGGUUGCUGCACUUCAACUACGGGUGGCAUCCCCUGAGCAAGCAUAGCAAGUGCGCCUUCGACACGAGCCCUAAGCCAGAGGAUAUUCCCACGUACUUCAAAGACGCGCCCACAGCUCCAGUUCAGGUGAAGACUACCGCCCGAGCCAUGGACGACACGCCGACGGAUCUGAUGAAUGUUGUUUCGCAGUUCAGCGACCUGUGGCCCGACAUCGCGCCCCUGGGCCAGCUUAUCGACCUCACCAAUCCCUUCUCCAACCAGAAGGGCAUCCGGUUCGGCAAGAUCGCCGUCACGACCAUUGGCUUCGGCGUGACGUGGGCGGGGGCGAGCAAUCCUAAGAACGUCAAGGACAUCUACUACGUCAGCCACGCCAUCGAGCUUUCCCCGAACCCACAAUUGAGCAUGGGCGGCUAUGUCGUGCGCACCUCCAUCAUCGACCCAGCCGCGCCGGCGCCCUACAUCUGCACGGCCAACGAUGUCUUCCCGGCCUCGGUGGAGUCGGAGACCGGGUUCACGGGCACGGACCAGGACUUUUUGGCCGUGAUGGACCUCAACGAGCGGUUCUUCUGCUACCCGGGGCUGCAGGUGCGGAACGUGUUCGUGGGACCGCGCAACUUCCUAGUGCAGAGCUCGUCGCCGCAGACGACGCAGUUGACGACGCAGCUCACCACGGGGGUCGACUAUAGCGUGACGGGGAACUGGGGGUUCUUCGAGACGUCGGGCACGGGCAGCAUCAGCGGCAGCGCCAGUUUUUCGAACAGCAAGACUACCGAGGUGCCCGCGGUCAAGGUCACCGACAUGAGCUCUAUGUACGGCUUCGUGCAGGAUGCCAUGUACCGUUUUGACUUCAGCAACACCACAUCCGUCGGCUCCACCACCAUCGACCUGCAGACCGAGCAGCUAUUUUUUGUCGACGACGACCUCAAGGGCAGCCGCGCCACGGGCUCCGGCAUCACCCAGCAGUUCCAGCUGAUUGUGUAUGGCUGGGCCUACGGCGGGAACAACCAGAUGUACACCUGGCGCGAGAUCCGGCCAUUCGAGCUCGUGGUGCCGCCUCUCCCGGCCGGUGCGAAUCCCCUGCCGCCGCCGCCGACUUGA
Fonsecaea erecta is the source of this 2838-nucleotide messenger RNA. RefSeq lists its product as hypothetical. The transcript has a single exon. The record is from RefSeq and is a predicted model, not a curated record. Bases 1 to 2838 code for a protein of 945 amino acids. Lineage: Eukaryota; Fungi; Ascomycota; Eurotiomycetes; Chaetothyriales; Herpotrichiellaceae.